Morchella importuna is the source of this 852-nucleotide messenger RNA. RefSeq lists its product as uncharacterized. Gene Ontology annotation, cellular component: mitochondrion. The record is from RefSeq and is a predicted model, not a curated record. Lineage: Eukaryota; Fungi; Ascomycota; Pezizomycetes; Pezizales; Morchellaceae. The coding region runs from base 1 to 852 and encodes 283 amino acids. Gene Ontology annotation, biological process: fatty acid beta-oxidation. Gene Ontology annotation, molecular function: enoyl-CoA hydratase activity. The transcript is spliced from 2 exons.
AUGCACGCACCCACGCCCCUCCGCCUCCUCCUCCACCGCCGCACAUAUACAACCUUCACCACCACCCGGGCACACCCGCUGAUAACAACAACCUCCAUCCCCGCCCCGCACACCGGCUCCAUAAAGCUCCUCAAGCUCAACCGCCCAGCGGCCAAAAACGCAAUCUCGCGCGCGCUGCUGGCGGAGCUCGCUGAGCAUGUCAAUGCCAUUGGCAGCGGGGAGGACAGCGAUACGAGGGUCUUGAUCAUUGGGAGUGCGGUGGAGGGCGUGUUUUGUGCGGGGGCCGAUCUGAAGGAGCGCGCAGGCUUCACAAAAGCUGACACCGACGCCUUCCUCACCAGUCUCCGCAGCACACUCACAGCCCUGUCCACACUACCCAUCCCCACCAUCUCCGCCAUCGACUCCGUCGCGCUCGGCGGCGGCCUCGAGCUCGCGCUCGCCACAGACCUGCGCGUCGUGGCCGCCGCCGCGCAACUCGGGCUGCCUGAGACGCGGCUCGCAAUUGUGCCUGGUGCCGGCGGGUGCUUCCGGCUGCCGGCGCUGGUGGGGCGGAGUAGGGCGCUGGAUUUGAUACUGACUGGGAGACGGGUGGGGGCGGCGGAGGCGCUGGGGAUGGGGUUGGUGAAUCGGGUGGUGGAGGGGGACGCGGUGGAGGGUGCGGUAGAGGUUGCGAUAGAGGUUUGUCGUGGGGGCCCGGUGGCGGUGAGGGCGGCGGUAGAGGCGGUAGGAAGGGGGGUGGGCGGGGAGGUGGCGGAGGGGUGGGCGUAUGAGAGGGUUGUGGGGACGUGGGAUCGGAAUGAGGCGUUGAGGGCAUUUAGGGAGAAGAGGAAGCCAGUGUUUAGGGGGGAGUAG